Molecule: messenger RNA, 4618 nt
Organism: Labeo rohita (rohu)
Lineage: Eukaryota; Metazoa; Chordata; Actinopteri; Cypriniformes; Cyprinidae
Gene: relt
Product: RELT TNF receptor
Exons: 11
Coding region: 181-1374 (397 amino acids)
Biological process (GO): apoptotic process
Source: RefSeq, a predicted model, not a curated record
UCUCUGUUCUCAGUGACUCGGUUCAAAUGUUGGAUCGCUCUGCUCAUCUCUGCGGUUCUGUUUCUCUCUCCCUCUGUUUUUGUAAUUAUAGAUCACACAUCCGGCAUAUGAUGAUUAUAGGACACUUAUGAUUUCACAGUAAAACAGAUUACAUGAGUAUAGAAGAAUAUUUUGAAGAAGAUGAAGAACCACCUUUACUGCUCAGCUCCUGUCUGUCUGAUCCUGCUGGAGUUAUGGGGGACAUUAGCGGCGCAGUGUCGGUGGGAGGACGGGUGUGUGUGUCCGCUCUGUCCAGCUGGACAAGAACCCACCACGGCUUGUGGGGAAGUUGAAGGUCCUGGUGAGAUCGGAAUGUGCCGGACUUGCCCAGCAGGCACCUUCUCUGAUACCAAUGACACUGAGCCGUGCCGCCCACAUCUCUCCUGCAGGACACUGAACCGCUGGAUCUUGACCGCACCGACCUCACUCUCUGACGCUGUGUGUGGAGGAUGCCUUCCCGGGUUUCACCCUGCUGCUACACGGAAGUCCUCCACCCUCCACGCCUGUGUCAGGAAGCCAUACAGCCGGCGGAAACGUAAUGUUGGUAAGAGCACCACCAGCAGGUCUGGACCUGGAGGUGCAAACGCCACCAGUGUUCAGAGUCCAGAGGAGAAGAGCACGGAGUACGCUGUGUUUGCACUGGUACCUAUCUUCUGUGUGAUGGGCCUGCUGGGAAUUUUCAUCUGCAACCUGCUCAAGAAGAAGGGCUACCGCUGCAACGCGGAGAAGGAUGGGGUGGAUGCAGAAGCCGCCACUCCACAGAAAGAAGGAAACCCUUGUCCCUACAUCGUUGAUGACCCCAAUGAAGACACCAUCAGCAUUCUGGUGCGGCUCAUCACAGAGAAGAAAGAAAAUGCAGCUGCUCUGGAAGAACUUCUGCAGGAAUAUGAGAAUAAACAAAUGGCCCUCAACAAGAGCUCAUCCAUCAAGUUUCCUGCUCUUCCUCAUUUCUCUCCGUUCCGUUCGCUGCCGCGGCUGUGUUCCCAUCAGCAUCAUUUGCACACUAUAAACGGGCUGGCCUCGCGCUCCGGCCUCUGCUGCUCCCGCUGCAGUCAGAAGAAAUGGCCCGAGCUGCUGCUGCCCAUCGAUACGCACAAAAGCCCCACCGACCUGGUCAAGGCACCGGAGGUUACCAUCCUGUCUGUAGGAAGGUUCCAAGUCGCUCAGAUCCCAGAAGUGAAGUCAGCUUCCAAGGAAGUGACCCCGCCUGAAUCGAGCGACACGGACUCCAUGGACAGCAGCCAGACGGAGCCGGCGGAAGAGCGUUCCCUGCUGGGCGUGUCCUCUUCUUGUAACUCCGCCUCCUCAAAGUCCAGACAGGAGAUGAACAUAUGAAAGGUUGGAGGAGGACGUCCACUGACGGGACAGAUGACAUCAUCAGUAGGCGAGCGAUCAGGGCAGACGUGUGGCGGUGAUGUCAGUAUUCACCACCUUGAGGAGCCUUGAAUUCAAGACCUUAGGAAACAUUCGUAUUUAUUGCAUAAGUCAUAGAACUAUUUUAUUAAGAAACAGUAAGCUCUGUCUCUGCUAGCAGAUAAUAGGAGAGCAAAGGGCAUUUACUCAGAAAGCAUGUGUGCUUCCGCGAGACACUAAAGAGGUCUUAAGUGCUGAAGAAAAAGCACUCAGAACAACAAGACACCAGUGAGACAUUCUUUCCAGUUAGAAAACAUUACCAAGUAUUAUGAGAAACUAGUUUGGUUUACAUCUCUGGUUUUUAAGUUCUUUUCUCUCUCUCUUUUUUUUUUUUUUUUUACUGUAGUUCUGUUUUUUAGUAUUUAAGGUUUUAAAUGAGUUUCAUAUGUACAGUCAUGGUCGAAAGUUUGCAUACACCUUGUUUUGUUAAUAAUAAAAAAGAAAACAUACAAAAACAUUGUCAGUUUCAUAUGCAUAUAUUCUAUUGUUUAUAUAAACAUUAGCAUUCUGUAGUUUUUACUAAAAUAACUUAUAUUCAAAUAACUUAUAACGUAUAUUCAAACAAAGGUACAGGAUGUACAAAAAUAUUUAAAUCUUUCCUAAUAAGGCGAAUGUGCUUUUUUGUUACAUAGUCGCCAUUUUGGACUUUUAUUUUGAAGUUUUGGAAUAUGACACUCAUGUGACUAAAUCAUGAACAAAGAAGAACACAAGGAAACAAGAACCAAAAACAGGAAAUGGUAACAUUGAAAUAAUAAAAUGAGCCAAUAAUCAGGAAACUACAAAUACUACAUGAUGAAAACAGGAAACUAAACCAAAAUUUCAACAUAAAAGUCCAAACUUGGAAUAAACACCCUUAAAUCAUAAAUGUGUGCAUUUCAUAAUAUUUGAUUGUAGAGUCCAAAAUUGUUAUUUCAUCAAAGUUCUUUUUUGUCAAAUGACUGGCUUGAAAUGUGUGCUUAAGUCUUUUUAUUAAAAUAAAUACUUUUUAUUAAUCUAAAGCAAUGACAUUAAGACAUUUUGAAGUGUGAUUAAAGGACUAGUUCACUUCCAGAACAAGAAUUUACAGAUAAUGCACUCACCCCUUUGUCAUCCAAGAUGUUCAUGUUUUUCUUUCUUCAGUCGUAAAGAAAUUAUGUUUUGAGGAAAACAUUUCAGGAUUUCUCUCCAUGUAAUGGACUACAGUGCCCUCAAAUUUGAACUUCCAAAAUGCAGUUUAAAUACAGCUUUAAAGGGCUCUAAACAAUCCCAACCGGGGAAAAGGGGUCUUAAUUAGCGAAACGAUCUGUUAUUUUCUAACAAUUUAUAUACUUACAACCUCAAACGCUCCAUCUUGUCUAGUCUAGCACGUGACAGUUAGGGUACGUCUAAAAACUCCCAUCUCAUUUUCUCCUCCAACUUCAAAGAGACGGGAGUUUUUAGACGUACCCUAACUGUCAUGACCAGAAAAAACAGUUCACACAGAGACAAGCGUUUGAGGUUAAAAAGUAUAUACAUGUUAUUUAUUUAUUUAUUUUUACAAAAAUAAUUGAUAGUUUCGCUAGAUAGGACCCUUAUUGGCCUGUUGGCAUCGUUUAGAGCCCUUUGAAGCUGCAUUUAAACUGCGUUUUGGAAGUUCAAAUUUGGCUCAUCAUGGACGUCCGCUAUAUGGAGAAAAAUUAUGAAAUGUUUUCCUAAAAAAACACAUAAUUUCUGUACGACUGAAGAAAGAAAGACAUGAAUAUCUUGGAUGACAAAGGGGUGAGUACAAUUUUCUGAACAUGUUUGUUAUGAAAGUGAACUAAUCCUUUAAAGACUUUUUGGGACCACUUUGUUUCACAUUUUUGGUUUACAUUUUUCUUUUUAAGAUAAAAAACAGGAGGCUAGUUGUUCACCAUUUAAAAAAUGCUCAUGUAAAUAGUACAAAAACAAUAGCAAUAUUGCUUAGAAAUGAGCAUUUUCAGGUGUUCACAACUUUUUGACCAUGACCGUAGAAUGUGAUAUUUCAUAUAUUAACAAACCCAGACUCAAACGAGCUUUUUCGCACCACAGCCUUCAGCUCAUCAGCUUGACUUAAAGCUUUUCUCUAAAAAACAAAGCAAACUGAAGCAAUACAAUAUAUUCAUUUAUAUCCUGAGCAGACGCUUUCUUAUCAAGGCGUCCUACAAUACAGCACUCAAAGUAUCAUCUCAAAGAAUCUUUGUAGUGCCUCAGACUAGCUGUCUUGUUUCUUUGCUAUGUAGCACUAAUGAAAUACAUUUAGUAUUAGCACUGAAUCUUAUGCAUUUUAGAUUGCUCGCUUUAUCAAACCGGAAGGAUGUAUCUUAUCAUGCUGUUGUAUUUCAGUCCAAAUCAGUGAAGAGGACAUUAUUAGUGAUAAAAGACUGCUUUCAUCAGUCUGGCUGACGUUCACACUGCACCUAAUUUGAAAAACGAUAGUGAAUCUGACAUUUUUAGUUCUGAUAUAAAUGGAAAUAUAUUGCAUAUCAGAUUUUCUUAUGUGUGAUUUCAGUAUGAACAGCAGUGAUCAGAAUUUUUUAGAUUUUUAAAUCAAACUUUACGUUCGUCAUAACUAAACUCUUACUUCCUUUUGCAUGAAUUUUAAAAUAAUUUAUAAAAUGCACUUUGUUAAAUAUUAUACACAAAGGUGCAAAAAUAUAUUUUUAAAUAUAUUGACAUUUCAAAUGUUGUCAACAGUGACAUUACAAAUAAUAAUGCAUUGAUUGUCCAGACAGAAAGUUGUAGUUGUUCACUUUGGCUCGCAGUGUGAAUUUAUAUCCACCUUUGUACAUUUUAGUGUCACACAGCCUCCUCUUACAGGAUAUUGUUCAUCAGUCCACAGAUGUAGAAAAACAUGCAUCUACAUGAGCUGUUUCUUUUAUAGCUGAAUGAGUCGAUGCAAGUGGUGCGGUACAGAUUGUGCAAAGCUUAUGAAAAUAAAUGAUACUGAACAGCUACGGUACUCAGCUCAUCUCAGAGUUUCACCUUGAUUGUGAAAUUCAUGUCCUCAUGAAAGUUUCAUCAGAACGUACAUAUUAUGAAAUAUUACUCUGUUUCAGCAUUUUCUUUUCCAUUGUAUUUAUUUGUAGUUCAGAGGAAGUAGUGACAGGCAAGGCUACUCAAGGGUAGCAUCACAGUUUUGUUACAUGCAUUUACAUGCACAUUUUAUAUAAAGUGAAUUUUGAUACAA